This is a messenger RNA of Rhipicephalus sanguineus (brown dog tick), 1459 nucleotides long. RefSeq names its product beta-1,4-N-acetylgalactosaminyltransferase bre-4. Gene Ontology annotation, molecular function: N-acetyl-beta-glucosaminyl-derivative 4-beta-N-acetylgalactosaminyltransferase activity. Gene Ontology annotation, biological process: carbohydrate metabolic process; glycosphingolipid biosynthetic process. The record is from RefSeq and is a predicted model, not a curated record. The transcript has 8 exons. Bases 236 to 1333 code for a protein of 365 amino acids. NCBI's taxonomy places the organism in Eukaryota, Metazoa, Arthropoda, Arachnida, Ixodida, Ixodidae.
CGCAGUAUGGAUGAGCGGAGUGUCGCUCUACCAGACACCGCGGAAAGCCGGCGCGAUGCAGCCGGUGGCAAAACAAAUAUCAUUAAUUUGUCGAAACAGAAUAGACGACUGUCGGCACGCGCAUUCAUUUGGCCAAUUAGCAAGCAACUACAGAUGAGGCAGUCGUGUCGUUAUAACCUACGAUACGAGACUGUUGGUUUCAGAGCAUAUUUAGACCCAGCCGUUUGGUUGUGCCAUGAUUGCACUGGUAGAAAAUAAAGGAAUGAAGAAGGCCGAAGGCAAGCGCAACGCAUGUUACUUAUGGAGCCUGCCACGAAGCCGCCUUCUAAGCUUCAUCUUGGCAACAAUCGCAGUCUUCGUCCUAAUGCAUUGGUUCUUCUACAUGGAAGAAAAUAAGGAGGCACUCAAGGUUGUUUCACGUCGCUUUUCUUGGCACUCGGAUGUUGGACAUGACCAAGAAAGGCAUCCCAACGUCACCGACAUUCUCAAGGAUGUCAUUAGCGAUAGCAAGCGAGCAAACGUGUCGUCAGAUAACCUUUGUCCACUAAUAUCGCCCAACUUAGUCGGGGACAUACCAGUGAAGAUGGAUGUGCCGUCUAUGGAGGUUGCAGAGACGGAGUUCCCGGAUGUAAUGCCAGGAGGCCGCUUCCGACCGAAAGAGUGCACUUCAAGACACAGAGUCGCCAUACUCGUUCCCUACAGGAAUCGCACCGAGCACCUUAGGAUAUUCGCCUACAACAUACACAGAGUCCUCUCUCGGCAACAGAUCGACUACGGUGUUUUCGUCAUUGAGCAGGGUGACAACGGUGGUUUUAACCGAGCGAAGCUCUUCAACGUUGGCUUCGUUGAAGCGACGGCCCUGUACGACUACCAGUGCUUUAUUUUCCACGACGUCGACAUGAUCCCCAUUGACGACAGAAACGUUUACACGUGCCCAGAAAAACCUCGGCAUAUGUCCGUCAACGUCAACAACAAAUCCAUGGUGUACUACGCACAGUUUUUCGGCGGUGUCAGUGCGGUGAACAAAGAGCAGAUGCUGCGAGUCAAUGGCUACUCCAAUAAGUACUGGGGAUGGGGAGCUGAAGACGACGACAUGUCGCACAGGCUGGAAAUAUAUGGCUACAAGAUUCAUAGGCGUCCCGGCAAAAUAGCGAGAUACGCCACCCUCGCCCACGUGAAGAGCAAGCCGAACGAUAAAAGGAUGAGUAUCCUCAAGAAGUGGCGGAGCCGUUUACGGAAGGACGGCUUGAACAGCCUGAAGUACAAACGCCUCGACAUGGCGUUCAAAAAGUUUUACACUUGGAUACUGGUGGACCUACGAGAGUCCACGUGACUUUCGGGAACAACGCGCCAGCUGCGAGACUCUACAGAGCUUACGGGCCCUGUGGCAGUUUAAAAGCAAUUGUGAAUAAAUGCGCGUGACGUGCUUUCUCGAGCCAAAGUCGCACGCUUAAAAGGC